AUGGAGUUUGAUUUUCCUUAUGUGGAGCUGCUAAGAAUCCUCUCCUAUCUGGUUGGCAUCAGUUUGCUACAGGCUGCCCAAGUGAACAAGGACUGGAAUGCAAUUGCAAGCAGUGACAUCCUGUGGAAGAAGCUGUGUGUGAAGAGAUGGCACUUCUGUGAGGACGUCACCCCGCAGCUCCUGGGCACAAAGACAUGGAAGCAGUUCUCUCAUUAUAAAAUAUGGCAAGAACACACUAAGCGCUGGGCAAAGCCAGAAGAUUUCACUUACAAGGAAAUUUAUAGGGAGAUAACAGGAUUUUGGGAAUAUGUAUGUUAUCUCUCCGAGCUUGGCUUAAUAAGAAACCGACAAGACAGAUCAGUUGUCUGUAUCAUAAAUUCUGAGGCCCAGAUUUACACCUGGGAUAUUCACAAGGUGAGUCUGGCCAAUGAGUAG
Messenger RNA from Arvicanthis niloticus (Nile rat), 435 nucleotides. Lineage: Eukaryota; Metazoa; Chordata; Mammalia; Rodentia; Muridae. The record is from RefSeq and is a predicted model, not a curated record.